AUGGCGGCGAAAGACGGUGGAGAGACAGACGAACAAGGUCAGGUACCUUCCGGAGAGGCCGCUACUUCGCUGACCGGUCCAGGCCACAAUGAUCCAAUUUUGAUGAGUGAGUACCCUGACAGCGGAAUGAAACAGAGCCUCUGCGUCGACAGAGCCAGGGCGCCAGGGGGCCGGGCUCUAGCGACUUAUCACCCAGCACGUUUAUCUCUUUGGUGGAGUGGAGGUGGACCCUCCACAGACAAUAGUGGACUUGAGGUGCUAUCGGGUGCUGGAGCUGUAAGUGAGAAGCCAAAAGCAAGCACGCAAGCCACGACUGUCAGGGAGGAAGACAGUGCAGGUGCUGGGAGAAGAGAUGUAAGGAAUUGUACAAGGAGUGGAGUGGAAUACAAUGCUAAGGAGACGUCGAAUUAA
Molecule: messenger RNA, 411 nt
Organism: Fusarium oxysporum Fo47
Lineage: Eukaryota; Fungi; Ascomycota; Sordariomycetes; Hypocreales; Nectriaceae
Exons: 2
Coding region: 1-411 (136 amino acids)
Source: RefSeq, a predicted model, not a curated record